CCUGGCGGUGGCUCUAUGCUGAAGAACGGGUGGGGACACCCCAGCAGUGACCUCAUGCUAGCCCCUUCCCCCUCCCUCCAGCAGCAUGUGCUGAUUGGCCACCAGCUGUCUCUGGCCACCUGUCGCUGUCUGUCGCGGGGCCACCCUCCCCAUACUCCAUCCUGCCCGCAAGGCCCAGCACAGCGGUGUCUGUCGGUCUGGCCCCCCUGUGGCUCCAACGUUUCCAUGACAACCAGGGCCCUGGAGGAGCUGGAUGGAGGCCUGGGCAGCUGCCUGGGUGCUGAGGACACAUCUGCGCUGGCUGAGCCCUGCUUGGGCCAGCCCCAGGAGGACCAGGCCCGAGCGACACCCCGACUGGCCGACUCCAGCAGCUGGUGCCCCGACUCUCAGGAGCCGGUGGUUGAAGGAGGCCCAGCAGGCGGUGCAAAUGCCAGGCCCAAGAAGAUGGAAAAAGAGUCUGCGGCCCGGGUGGCGCCCGGACCGGGGAGGGAGAGGCUGAAGGCUGGAGCCAAUCCCCGCGGCGCCCCCGUGCGCAAAAAGGCGCAGAGCGCGCCGCCGCCUCCGCCGCCGCCGCCGAGCGAGGGACUGCCCUGGGGACACGUGUCACUCAACAAGUGCCUGGUGCUUGCCUCGCUGGUGGCGCUGCUGGGCUCGGCUUUCCAGCUGUGCCGGGGUGAGCCCGGGGCCCCCAGGGACGCCUCCUCUUGCUGGGGGCGCCCCUUCCAAUCCUUUGUGAUCGGAAAAAGGGAGGUCGAGGGAGCCCCGGAGACCUUAGCCCAGCCUCAGCGUAGCCGGCGGAGACUCAGUCCCUCUGUCCGGAGGAGGGGAACCCCAGGGGCAAGCGGGGAUGGACUGCGCGGUUGGUCCCUCAGCCCGGUCCGACUCCCGUCCGCACCCCCAGACGCGGUGGCUGGGGAGGCGACCGUCCCCGCGCCUGCCCCUGAGCCGUGGGCUCAGCCAAGCUCCUCCCUGCAGCAGCCGGCGUCGCCCCUGCCAAAGCCCCCGGCCUGGGCGCCCCCAUCAAGGCUGCCCGCUCCCCAGGAGAAAAGGGACAGGCCCGAGGUCCCCGGGAGCCCAGAGGCUGCAGAAAAGGACCAGCGGGAGCCUGGGGAGGCCACCGGGGAGGACCGCGAGCCCCUCGCCGACCGAGGGCCCAAGGAGAGGCCACGGAAGGAGAGGAGGCCACGGGACAGGCCACGGAAGGAGAGGCCACGGAAGGAGAGAUCACAGGAGAGGCCACGGCAGAGGCCGCGGGCUGCCGGGGAGGUACGCGAAGGCGGCCGUCGGUCCAGAGGCCCCGCGCACGGGAAGGAGCAGGCCUGGGUCUCCCCGCGGCGCCCCGACGAGCAGGACCGGCCUCCGGGCCGCCAGAAGCACCGCACAGGCAAGGGGCGGGACUGAGGCGGGCCUGGGUUCGGCGCACGGAUGCGGGGACCCCUUCCCCAGUCUCCACAGUGGCCCCGCGGCUCCAGGAGAAUAAAGCGAGUGCUGCGGC
Cynocephalus volans (Philippine flying lemur) is the source of this 1495-nucleotide messenger RNA. It is a transcript of the gene JSRP1, whose product is annotated as junctional sarcoplasmic reticulum protein 1. Gene Ontology annotation, biological process: regulation of ryanodine-sensitive calcium-release channel activity; skeletal muscle contraction. Lineage: Eukaryota; Metazoa; Chordata; Mammalia; Dermoptera; Cynocephalidae. The record is from RefSeq and is a predicted model, not a curated record. The transcript has 7 exons. Bases 16 to 1401 code for a protein of 461 amino acids. Gene Ontology annotation, cellular component: sarcoplasmic reticulum.